Molecule: messenger RNA, 3077 nt
Organism: Eutrema salsugineum
Lineage: Eukaryota; Viridiplantae; Streptophyta; Magnoliopsida; Brassicales; Brassicaceae
Product: golgin subfamily A member 4
Exons: 4
Coding region: 131-2788 (885 amino acids)
Source: RefSeq, a predicted model, not a curated record
UGCAAAAAGGGCUUCUUUUAUUGUUCUUCUGAUCGUCUCUUUGAUUUGCAUAUUUUCAAAGUUGAAAUUUCAGAUAGACUUGUUCUUCGAGACGUGUGUGGGUUAUUCACUGGUGAGAUUUCUUACUUCAAUGGAGAAAACUACUUAUGAAGAACUCAUUGUGUUGGAGAGACAGAAUCUUCGAAAAUCUAUGGAGAAAUUUAAAUCUGGUGCGUCUGAUAUAAUAAACUGCACCCAUCAGUUGAAGGUUGCACACAAACGUAAUAUGAUGGUUAAAGCCAAUAUUAACAAGAGGUCUAGGGAGCUAGGGCAAAAGGAGGAGGAGCUGCAAAGUUUGAGCUCAGAUCUUGAUAAAAGUGUUAGAAAUUUCGAGAAAGAAAAAUCUGAUGCUGGUAACUUAAAGAAAUUGGUGGAAGAAUGCUCGGAAGAACUGAGAGCAAAGAGAAAUGAAUUAACGGCGAUGCUGGACACAUCAACAAGGAUUCAGAGAGAGAUCGAUUCUAAGAAAAAACUCUUGGCACAAUAUCUGGCUGAAGUUCGGAAGCUUUGCAGUGAGGUUGGUAAGGUUCAAAUUCGCAAGAAAGAAAUGGAAGAGGAGACAGACAGAAAGAAAACCGAUUUGGCACUCAUUCUUGACCAGAUCAAACAAGCUGGGAAGCACCUUGUGAUGGUCGACGAGCAACUAGAGUCUCAACGAAGACUGCAUGAGAUUCAGUCAUCGGAGCUAGAAUUUAAAGAGAGAGAGUUGGAACUUGUGAGAGAAUCAAUCAAGCUUUCCAAUUCUGACCUUGAGCUGAAAGAAAACAAGGUACAAUCAUUAAACAACUGUAUAACACUUUGUGUUCAAGAGAUUGACUCGAAAUCCAAAGAACUGGGGGACACCCAAAAGCUGAUUGAGCAACAAACCAGUGAGCUUCUUGUCAUGCAUAAUCAGCGUGAUCAUUUCAAGCAGUUUAUCCAGGAACUUUCUGAAGAGAUUGUCACUAAAGAGAAGAUACAUAAAGAGAUUUUGGAGGCGAUUAGCAGAAGCUCCUCUGAAAUGGAAGAAAAGGCUAAAGAGGUGAAAGCAGCAGAGACUGAAGCAAGUGAUUUGAAUCUAAGAUCUGACAGGCUUAGGCAGGAGACUGAAGGUAAAGAAAAGGAACUAGAUCUCCUUAAGAAUCAGAUAGAGUCAGAGGAAAAGAAACUCGUUCAGCUAAAGAGAAAAAUAAAAGUGGAGACAGAUGGCAAGAAGCAAACUUUGGUACUGAUUCUUAACAAGACUGAAGAAUCUAAAAAUAAGCUGGUGGUGGUGGAGAAGCAACUAGAGUCUCAGCACAGAGAGCUCGAGAUGAAGUCACGAGAGCUACUUUCUAAAGAGAAGGAAUUGGAAUGUGUUAUAGAAUCAAGCAAGCGCUCCAAUUUUGACCUUGAGGGUAAAGAAAAUAGGAUCCUAGCGUUAAAUAAACUGAUAAACAUCUCUGAUGAACAGCUUGAGUUAAAAUCAAAAGAGUUGGGAGAAGUUCAAAAACUGAUCGAGGAACAAACAAGUGAACUCGGUGUCCUGCAUAAGCAACGUGAUUCAUUGACUCUGUUGAUACAGGAACUUGCUGAAAAGCUUCAUGCUGAAGAGAAGCGACAUAAGGAGAUUUUGGAGGCUAAUUGCAGAAGUUCAUCUGAAAUGGAAUCAGGAGAGACUGAAACAAGGGUUUUGAAUGUAAAGUCUCAAAGGUUUAGGGGAGAGGUUGAAGAUAGAGAAAAGGAACUAGAUCAGCUUAAGAAUCAGAUCAAUUCCUAUGAAAGCAAACUCGUUCAGCUUAGGAAAUCGAUCCAAGAUUGUACAACGGAACUGAGUUCAAGAAGAUGUCAGGUGGAGGCAAUGAGGAAAAUUCAAAGAGAACUUGAGUUAAAAAAACAGUUGAGACAAAUGAGCACUUUGUUUGUUAAGCAUGAGCCGCAACCAGCUUCAGCGCCUAUCAAUGAUACCAGCCAACAAAAUGCAACAGAAACUGAAGUGGUUACUGAAGAUGCUCUCAUGCAUCAUGGAAACUCAACUAUUCUUGAGCGCCAUGAAGUCUCUAGUGUUCUUGCAGGUUCACUUAAUCCAGCAGAAUUUAUUCUGGAACUAGUGCAGGGAGAAAUUAGAGAAGAAGUGGACUUACCUGACUCAUUGGUGGAGAAUUGGGUACUUCUUUUUGAGGAGCUCGCAAAAAUUCAGAGAGAAGACGAGCCUGAACUGCAGACCAAGGCCACACAAGUGGCAACUCUUUGGAAAAGGAAGAUAACGAUCCAAGGUCCAAAAUCAUCUCUCGAGGCCUUGGCCUUUCUUCUGUUCAUCGUGGCAUAUGGAUUAGAGAAAUUGAUCAAUCAAGAAGAAUCUGCUCUACUUGCUUCGUCCAUUGCUCAAUACGAACAUGCUCCAACACUCUUUAACUCUCUAAAGUUUGACAUCACAGCGAUUGUUGAAUAUCUCAUCACGAAACGCCAGUAUAUUCCCGCAGUCCAGCUUAUAUGUCCUUUUAAGCUUGAUAAAGACUUCCCAGCAUCACAUCUCUUAACGAAAGAGAUCAUGGAUUUAACACGGUCUGCUUUGGAAAGGAGACCAGCUGAAUCUUCCUCCCAGGCUAAAGACAAUGAUGCUGGAAGAUUGAGAGCUGUACUUGAACUUGUGGCAGAUUAUAAACUCGAAAUUAAUCUCCCAGGGGACCUCAUCGCCAAGCUCCUAAUUCAAAGAGAAAACUCAACCCCCCCCCCCUCUAGUUCAUUGCUAUACGAGGCAUCACACCUCUGCAUCAAAUCAACAAGCUAAUUCUCCUAAUCUGGCUUCUGCUCAACUUUCAAGUGCGAGUCUUCGGGUUCCUAAACCUGAGGUCAAACCAUACUUGAAGUAGAUCCUAAUGUUGCUCUACAUGCCUUAAGGCUAGCUAGUAGGAAUCAAAGUAGGCGCGUAUAUAGCUCGUGCUCAUGGUUAUGGUAGGUCUUAGUCUAGGUUUCUCCUAGGUUAUGGUAGGCUUAAAACUCUUUUGUGUAGAGACUUGUUCAAGCUUGUUUUCUGGACCAAAAACAUUUCUUUUUUGAAGUAAAGACUAAUUACGUAA